This is a messenger RNA of Naegleria gruberi, 1412 nucleotides long. RefSeq lists its product as uncharacterized. The record is from RefSeq and is a predicted model, not a curated record. Gene Ontology annotation, molecular function: ATP binding; protein serine/threonine kinase activity. Gene Ontology annotation, biological process: protein phosphorylation. Lineage: Eukaryota; Heterolobosea; Eutetramitea; Acrasida; Naegleriidae. The coding region runs from base 78 to 1412 and encodes 444 amino acids. The transcript has a single exon. Gene Ontology annotation, cellular component: cytoplasm.
ACAAAAUCACGUUUCUGGGUUCUGGGUAAUCUCCGUAUUCUCGAUUUUCAAUCAUCACAACUAAAAAAUUAAUUAACAUGAAAACAAGCCUUUUCAAGACAUUAUUGGGUUGUUACCAGUCUAAUACAAUUUUCGAGUUUGAUGAAUUCAUGUAUCGGCCAGUUGAGUGGCUGAUGAUGACAAAUAACAGAAUAGUGGUGGCUUGUCAAGAUAGAAUGUUGAAUUUAUUUGUUUUCAAGGUCAUCAAGUUUGCGGAUGAGCAAGAGAAAGUAGAUGGUGAAACCAAAACUGAACUAAUGGAUAUUAUUAAUGGAUUAGAUUUUUUCAAUAUUCUUACAGCAGGAAUUCAUCAAUUAGAAAACGAGGUUGUUGCAAUUACUACCUAUCGUGGAUUGGAUUUGGGUAGGCUGAGAGCAGAAAAAAUAGGGAAAGGGGAAAAGAUAGCUGUCUCGUUAGUUCUAAAGAUUUUAUUGCAGGUUACGGCAGCCUUAAAAAGGCUUCAUGAAAAUGAUUUGAUACACAGAGAUGUAAAAUUGGGGAAUAUUUUCAUGGAUAAUAAUAGUAAUUCAGAUUUGGUUGUUUUGGGCGACUAUGGAGUUGCAACAAAAAUUAAUCAUAUUCAAGACUUUGAACUUUAUUCUAGUGUAGGCUCUGUGGGGUAUUUGCCUCCUGAGCUAGAGGUAGAAAAUCAUGCAAGUUUUAAAUGGGAUGUGUGGAGUCUUGCAAUCACAAUAUUGAAGUUUAUGUUUGGGGAUGAGCAGUGUGAUUUUACAAAACAUUAUCAUUUGUUGGAAUUUAAUAAUAACAAUUCAGAAAAAAAGUUCAUAACUACAGUCCAUAGAGUUGAAAAACUAUUUGAGCAAAGCACCCAUUGCUUAAAAGACUCACCAUUAUGGAAAGAUGUUAAGAAUGUUCUUCUUAGAAUGCUAUUGAGAGAACAUGAACGACCAAAUGUGAAACAAUUAUUCAAUGAAUUUUUUGUGGGAAAGGGGUUAGUGAUUGAUUAUGUAUUCCAUAAACUCAAAACUAUCUCAUCCAAAUCUAACGAAGAAUUACUCUUAAACUUGAGAAAGGUUUUAAGUUUUAAAGAAAGUGAAGCGUUCGAAAAGGGAUUGAGUUUUACCCAAUUCUGGUUCAUUUUAGAUGUUUUGAUUAAAAAUCCCAAAUUUGGAGGCACCUAUGUGCACAAACCUUUCGAGCCCCAAUUCACUACUGUCACUCCUAUAUUUUACAAACAAAUGGAUGGAGAAUGGAAAUGGUCACCUGAUGGCGAUUAUUGGAUGUCAUGCAGUACAGAAACAGUGAUAGGAGGAUAUUAUGAUGGUCAAAUGCCAGUUAUGGAAAAUAUUCGCCUUCUUAAAUGGUUGCACAAUGAUUAUGGAGUGGCUAUAGUUGAUUUAGGGUUGGAAUGA